This is a messenger RNA of Drosophila arizonae, 3657 nucleotides long. RefSeq names its product MYB binding protein 1a (gene Mybbp1A). The record is from RefSeq and is a predicted model, not a curated record. Gene Ontology annotation, biological process: regulation of DNA-templated transcription. Gene Ontology annotation, cellular component: nucleolus. Lineage: Eukaryota; Metazoa; Arthropoda; Insecta; Diptera; Drosophilidae. Gene Ontology annotation, molecular function: sequence-specific DNA binding; RNA binding; transcription corepressor activity.
UUACAGUUUCCAAAAGUUUAUUAAAAUCUAUUUUUUUUUUUUUGUUUUUCGUUUUUUAUAAAAAUGAAAACUUUAGUUAAAAAUCCUAAAAAGCCAAACGCGAACAGUACCAUUGCUGCAGUAAAGAAAAUGCCGGAAGAACAGAAAGAGAAUAAAAAUGACAACGAGCAAUUGCAGCCAAAUGCAGAGAUUUCCACUGUAAAGCGUCCCAAAAAACAAAUGGAUACAGAGACUGAGAAGGUUUCACCCAAAAAACGCAAAGUCUCUGUUAAGUCAGUUGGCGAAGAGGAACAGAAUGCGGAAGUCUCGGUGGAGCAGCAAAAUGUUCUAAAAUUUGACUUGGACAGUAUAAACAAGGGUAUUUUUCCCAUAUUUGACAAAUUGAAGGGAGCUACAAGCAAUGGCACGCAGGUGUAUUUAAAUGACAUGAUUUCAUUAUUUCGCUUAGAGGAGGACCUCACUAAGCGCACAGCCACCUGUGCCUAUGCCUUAAAGCGCUUGAUACGCUGCACCGGUGCCGACGACAUGGAUACCGUGGCUACCAGCGCUGGGUAUAUACUGACUAUUUUGAGCUCGGUGCCUGGCCUCAAUCCAAUUGACUUGUUGACUUUGCUAAAACACGAACUGCCGUGCAAUGGCAGCCCGAAGGGCAAGGAGGAGUCGCUGGCCGGCAUUGGGCAAUUGAUUACCGUUUUGUGCCUCAUGCAGACCGAAUAUUUUGAUCAGCCAUCAUCAGAUCUAAUACAAGUGGUCUAUCCAAUCUUGGUUCCCAAUUUAAAGGGACGCGAGUAUCUGACAUCAAUGUGUGCUGACAUUAUGGGUUCCACGUUCGCUGCGGUGGACGUGUCGAACUUCAAGACUUACGUUUGGAAUAUUCUGCAGCCAGAGAUAAAUAAGCCUCUAACGGCACAAAAGCUGCACACCUUGGAUCUAUUGAUCACAGUCCACAAUCGAUAUCCAACAGUGUUGCCCCUAGAGCAGCUGCAGUCAAUACUAUGGCGCAAUCAGCCGCCACAAUACGAGGAGCUGUUUAAUUUCUAUUUGAAAGCACCAACGUUGCUCAAAUAUACUACAUAUAUAUUGGGUAAAUUUUUGGCAAAAUGCAGCAAUAAGCAGGCGUUGGAGGCUUGGCUCAAGCAUGUUAUCGCAAAGCUGCCAUCUAAUAACAUCGCAGAGAAGAGUUGCUUCAUCAGUACUCUGACGAAUAUAAUCGUUUACAUGGAUGAGAACAAACCUGAGACUCGCGUCCAGCUGAAGAGUAUAUUUGCCGCUGAGCCCUUGGUAACCAUGCUGGUUGAGGAGCUUAGGGCUAUGAAAAAAUCUGAUAACAAGAAGAAAGGCGGCGAUGCCAAGGAUAAGAUGCGCUUCAUAUGCCGUCAAUUUGAGGCGGCAAUCAUACUAUGUUUCGAUCAAAUAUUUGAGCAGGAUGACAGCAAGCUGCAAAUUCUACGUCCCCUGCUGGAGCAGCAGCUGAAUCUAGAUAUGAUUGCACAAACGCCUAAAUACACUCAGACCUUGUUCACCAAGCUGUCUGCGGAGGGAUUGGAUCAGAUGUACGAUUUCUAUUUUGAAAAUUUCACCAGUAACAAUGAGCAGUUGACUCCAUCGGAUCGCGAGCAUUGCCUCAAGCAAAUGCAAAAUCUGAUGCACUCUAAGCGCAAUCAGCAGUUGCCGUUUUUACUGAAUGCGACAGUUUUCCAUCUCGACGAUCAACUGAAGAAGUGCACAGCCGGCGAUGCGGCCAUCUUCAGUCGUCAGGCAGCCUCACGCUGCGAGGAGUCGUUGUUCAACUGCCUGGUCCACAAGCUUGGCGUGAAUAAAGAGCAGUUAGAGGACUUGAAUCAAGUGCUGCGUACGCUUUUGCUGCCGUUCUCACGCAAGCUAUUCAAGUCUGGCAACGAGUCGAAGCUGCGCAUUAAGCUGACUCCAGAGCUGCGCAAGACAUGGGAAAAGGUGCAGAAGGUGGUGGAAUCGGAUCCGAUCAAGGAAACGGAAAUCGAGGCAUAUGGUCUUGUUUUCGAUACGCUUAUCAUGUUCAUUGGGAUCGCAACGUUGAUGCCCAACAGCAACAUGGAAUUGGAUAUAAUUGAUGACUUGCUCAUUUGCAAGGAGAAUGCAAUCAAGUCGAAGUCGCAGGCUAACGAGUCCAGUGCCUCUGAAUCGGAGCCCUCAUGGCAGUCGGUCGUAACAGAGGCUUUGAUUCAAUUAUUGCUCCAAACGGGCAACUAUUGGCGUCAAUUGGUCAAGUCCGUCGGCGCCACAUUGAUCCAGCACUUGAGCAGGGAUAAUCUGAAGCAGAUUUUGGGCUUUUUGGAUAUCACCAAAAAUCCCCUAGUGGGUAAUUCGGAUAUCUAUGUGAAUAGUGACGGGGAUGGUGAUACAAGCGAAGAUGAUGAAGAUGACGACGACAAUGAUGGCGCCGACGACGACGACGAUGAUGAUGAUGAUGAUGAUGAUGCCGAUGAUGAUAAGGAGGCUGCUAUGGAUAUCGAUGAAGCCACCAAUCUCGAGGUGGUGCGCGAAAAUGUGCGCAAAGCACUGCUUGAUGACGCGAAUAAUGAUGACGAUGCCAGCAGCAUCGAUUGGAAUGACGUAGACGAGGAGCAGGGCGAACGGCUCAACAAGGCACUGGAGGCCGCCUUCCAGGUGAACAAAAAGGGCAAGGGCAACAGCCAGCAGGGUAAGGACUCGAAGAAGCGUCCACCCAAGUCGGUACGCAUCACAGAAACCACAUUGUUGCACUUGCGCGUCCGGAUUUUGGAUCUGGUGGAGCUAUUCUUCACAUUGCAACCGCAGCAGGAGAUUAUAGUGGACACAGUGGUCUGCCUUCAUCAGCUCUUCAAAAAUUGCAGCAAGAACGACAAGUUUCCGCCUCUGGUCGAGGCCGCCAAAAAGACGAUGCGCCGCUUGAUGACUGAGGAUAUUGUCUACACGACACCUGAGCAGGACAAAACACCGCUAUUCGAUUGCAUUAAGAGCCUGCUUGAUGAGCAGAGAGAAAAAAUGAAUAAACUGGUCAUAGAUGGCGCGAUUGGAUUGCGUGAACGGUGCACCGCCUAUUUAAUCAGUCAAAUGGACGAGAAGGAAGUGACCGAUACUCCCGUUUGGACAAUGAUUACUGACAUUGCCAUGGAGUGGUCCACUCAUCGCAACAGCAAAAUCUCGCAUGGAUUAUUCGAUGCCAUUCUUUCCAGUAGCUGGAAGGGUAUUCCUCAACUUAUGAUCAGCUUCUCCACGCUGAUCCCUAUGACCACGACAGAUACCAGGCGUCGUGCUCAAAUUGCCAGUCUGAUACUCAAGCACUUGCGCCGCUUCUCUAACAAAUCGGACAGCAAGGAGUUUGCACGUAUGAUCCUUGAUAAUAUCGCCGACUAUCAACCAAAGUCUAGGGAGAUUAAUAAGCUACGCAGUCAGCUUAAUAAGUUGACUUCUGAAGGUUAAUUUUAUAAUUUUACUAGGAACAAAUCAUUUCUAUUUGUUCCUCUUUGUUUACUACAAUCCCAAUUUCCAGGGGAAUUUGAUAAUUUAGGGGCGGAUUUUCACGUAAACGCUGGGGCUAACGCGGUUACGUGCUUUAAAUUGGUUUAACACAAAACCAAGUGAUACGACGAAUGGAUAAAAUAAACCAAACAGAAAAGGAAAACAACAAAAUCAAAA